This is a messenger RNA of Cheilinus undulatus (humphead wrasse), 2330 nucleotides long. RefSeq names its product clathrin, light chain B (gene cltb). The record is from RefSeq and is a predicted model, not a curated record. Gene Ontology annotation, biological process: clathrin coat assembly; clathrin-dependent endocytosis; intracellular protein transport. NCBI's taxonomy places the organism in Eukaryota, Metazoa, Chordata, Actinopteri, Labriformes, Labridae. Gene Ontology annotation, molecular function: clathrin heavy chain binding; structural molecule activity. Gene Ontology annotation, cellular component: clathrin coat of coated pit; synaptic vesicle membrane; plasma membrane. The coding region runs from base 267 to 899 and encodes 210 amino acids. The transcript has 6 exons.
CCCUGCUCCAUCAUCCUCUCAGUGACCGAACAAGUGAAGAAAUCAUGAAUCAUCAGUGAGGGCCUGAGUCGAAGCUAACAUUGUUUUAAUUACAGACGAUCCCAUACUUGUUCUGUUGCUUACAGUAGUCUGCUUGGAGAAGCUGCUAUUCGAGUAGAAUAUUAAAGUAGUUUGUAUAAACGCGUUAAAACUGGUGGCCUAAUUUUGGGGCUUUGACGUUAGCUAGCUACCAGGCUCUGUUAAACUUGUAAACACUUUUGUAAAAGAUGGCUGACAACGGAGCACACCCGACUGAAGAGGAUCCGGCUGCUGCUUUCCUGGCUCAACAGGAGAGUGAGAUAGCUGGGAUAGAAAAUGACGGUGAGGGCUUUGGGGCGCUGGAAGAAGCGCAGGUUGAGGAGCCGUCUGAGCCUCAGCCUGCAAACUAUGACGAUUUCGAAGAGGCGCCUGCCACAGUAAAUGGGGACAUGUUUCAGGAGUCAAAUGGCCCAACAGACAACUAUGCAGCCAUCGCCCAGGCUGACAUUCAAAGGCAGGAGCCAGAGAGUUUACGCAAGUGGAGGGAGGAACAGAAGACACGCCUUGAGGCAUUAGACUCUGCAUCUAAGGCAGCAGAGGCAGAGUGGAGAGAGAAAGCCAAAAAGGAGCUGGAGGACUGGCAUGUACACCAGAAUGAGCAGAUGGAGAAGAACAAGGCCAACAACAGACUCUGUCCAAGUCUGGCACGAGCAUCAGAGGAGGCUUUCCUGGCAGAGAGCGAUGGCGACACUCCAGGAUCUGAAUGGGAGAGAGUAGCCCGGCUCUGCGACUUUAAUCCCAAAACCAACAAACAGGCAAAGGAUGUUUCUCGAAUGCGUUCGGUCCUCAUCUCUCUCAAACAGACACCUCUAGUCCGCUAGGAGGCGCUGCAGGGCGAGUUUUCUGUUUUAGAAUGAAAUUGCCUUUUUUGGUUUUAACAUCACCUUGCUUCAGAAGUUUUUCUGCUCUUUUCCAUAAAACCCCUGGUGUAUAUUAAUUACCUUUAAAACCUUCCCGCCUUUCUUGAUGCCUAUUACAUAAAAUAAUUUACUUAUCCCUCUCUCUUGUGAGAAGAUGAAGGACUACUCUGUUGUUACAACAUCCUGUAGCAUCUCUGCUAUACUUUAGAAAAUAUUGUUACUGUAAGUUAAACAUUUCCCUUUCCCUUUAACUUAUAAAUUGUUUUAGGCCAAUUUUGUUGCAUGCCUUUCCAAUAUUUUGGUUGCACAAUUUUUAGUUGUUUUAUAAAUAAGCAUUCUUUGUCGAUGUCAGACACUAAUUAAGCACUAUUGCGUAAUAGAUUGUAACCACUUAUGCCUCUCAUCAUUGAAGAAUAACUGUUCAAAUUUGUUGUAUUAUAUCCCUGAUGACCUUAUUUAACGUAGCUAGCAUAUGUUUAUCUUCAAAUGCAUAAAGCUUGUGGCCUUUUUGAUGUAGCUCUUACUCCACUUUUGAGUAUUCACCCUGAUGAAUUUCCUCUUCAAUUAGGCAAGAUUUCAGCAAAAAAUCAACAAAAAAAUCACAACCAAAGAUUUCUGCCAUCAUCUAAAUUUUAAGAUCAUAUUCUUCAAAGCUUGUGCGGUAUCCCAUUUCACAGGUUUUUAAAAAAACAUUUUUUGUUACAACACUGUGCUUUAGCUUUUCUUUUUAAAAGCGGCAUUCAAUAAGGUGUCAAAUUCAAUGGUUAUGUCUGCACAUUGUUUCACGUGUUGCCUAUUUGGACAUAAUGAAUACUGAAAAAAGUGAAUGUUAAAAGGGAACUGAAUAUAAAACGGCCAAGUAAGAUCACCUAAAACAGUUCAUGUUCUUAAAUUUCUUGAUCAGUCGUCCAGUUUAUCCAGGAGAUAAAAUACUGUGUGGCCCUGUGCCAAAAUCCAUGUAUGCCUGAGUGUAACGCAUGCACUCAGGGAGGAAAUAUGUGCUUUGAAAAUGGCAGACUAACUCUGAUUUUAGCACGGAACUGUUACAAACAUUGACAUCAGGGGAUGUUUGAGAAGGAGCACGUUUCCAGCUGCAUAUGUUUUUGUACAACACUAAUCACACUUAAUUGGAAAUGCCUUUGCAUGGGUAAGAUGAUUUCACAAAGUGCUGUCCUGUUACAUAUACCAACAUUUCGUGUAGUCCUGCUCCAGGCUGUCAUCUGAAAUUGACCUUCUUUCGAGUGUGGACUUUUGGGCUCUGUUUUGUGUCUAAAACCUUACUCGCAUUUAGAUCGACUCACCCAGGCCAUUAAUGUAGAAACUGUUCUCACAAUGAAUUUCCCCACUGAUUUUUUAAAAUAAAGGUUGUGCAAGGAGUAGAUAUUCCCUGAA